Messenger RNA from Limulus polyphemus (Atlantic horseshoe crab), 1293 nucleotides. Its product is annotated as protein ecdysoneless homolog. Bases 25 to 1293 code for a protein of 422 amino acids. Lineage: Eukaryota; Metazoa; Arthropoda; Merostomata; Xiphosura; Limulidae. The transcript has 8 exons. The record is from RefSeq and is a predicted model, not a curated record. Gene Ontology annotation, cellular component: nucleus.
GUCGCUGUUGUUUCUUAUCAUAAAAUGGCGGUUUCGGUUAGAGAUGUUAAGGAGGAUACUGUGAAGUAUUUUCUUUAUCCUCUGCUUGGAGAUUUGAGGAAAGAGAAGAACCUCGACUUUUGUUUAAAAGAUUUGGCUGAUAAAUAUACUUACAGUUUAGGCCACUAUCUUGCAUCGUAUAUUUGGCAAGUAGAGCAGUUUAAUCUAAACCAUUUUGUUGGUUCUUGUCCUAAUGACAAAAACAAAGGGUUUUUACCUCAUCUGGGAGGAACUACAUAUUUUGGAGACAAUGUGGAAGAUGAAUGGUUUAUUGUGUUUCUUCUCUUGGAGCUAUCAAAGAAAAACCCUGACCUUGUUAUCAAAGUUGAAGACAGUGAUGGAGAAUUUCUUCUUAUUGAGACAGCAGAAUAUCUUCCAAAGUGGGUUAAUCCAGAAACCAGUGAAAACAGGGUGUUUCUAUAUCAAGGCCAACUGCAUUUAAUUCCUAUUGCUCGCACCCCUGCUGAAGUAACUUCAUUACCUAGUGGAACACCUGCAUUGGAAGAUGCCAUCAUGGCAGUAAGGGAAUAUUCAACUAUUACAGUUGCUAACCAGGACAUACAAAAUGCAUUGAAAAAGAGAAUUUCUGGAUAUCCAGCUAAGAUACAAGAAUUUCAACAUAGAGCCCAUUGUUAUGUCCCAGCUGGUGUUGCCACUAUCCUGAAACAUGAGCCACAGCUUGUCUCAGAUGCAGUCCAUGCAUUUUACCACAGAGACCCUCUGGAUUUAAAGAUUUUGUUUACUAGAUGCCUUUAUGCUCAGCUUCUCCAGCAAAAAUACCAGCCAGACAGACUUGUUGGAUGGAAUUUGCCACCACAGAAUAGCCCUCAGUUUAAAGCUCAUGACUUGGGCAUGAAAUUGGCUUGUGGGUUUGAAAUCCUUGUAGCUGGUGCCAAAAAAACACUUGAUGAACCAGGAAGUCAGCUGGAAACUGUAGAUUUUUCUAAUGAUCCUAGGUGGUCUAAAUUUAUUCAGAAUUUAAAAAAGAAUGGAUAUUUCAGGGGAGAGCUGGAGGGUUCCAGAUUGUAUAAACAACUUCUACAACAGGCCCAAGCAUUCUAUAGUAGCACAUUAGGGAAUUCAGAAGACAUGUGUAGUUCAACUUCUGGAAAGAUUCUUCAACUUUUAAACCAGCUUGAUAUUGACUUAGACAAACUAAAAGAAGAAGAAGGACAACUAAACCCUCCAGAUGGUAAUUAUAAAGCAUUUGUAUAUGCUAAGAGAGACAAAAGACUUUGCCUCCAACAACUUUAA